AAGGGAUGAGCAAAGCAAAGAGGAAAUAAAAUUUUUAAAAAACUAUAGAAGAAUCUACAAGAAGUGGAAGUGAAUUCGAAAGUCAAAGAACCAGAAGAAGAAAAAGACAGCCCGCGAGCGCCUCCGGAGGCGGGAUGCGCAGAGGCCACGCCCCGUGGGCGGGCCCGCAGGGCGGGACUUCCUGGCCGGGGCUUUUUCGCUCAUCCUCCGGAAGAGCCGCGCCGCGGAUUCCCCCGGUAGCUCAGCGAGGCCGACGCCAUCCAAGCCCAGACUUUUAGAGAUUUGUUACUGCUUUGUCCUGAUACGUGUUAAAUCCAUUCAGAAGAUGGCUGAUCUUUGGCAGGAAUGCAUGGAUUAUGCAGUUACCCUAGCAAGACAAGCUGGAGAGGUGGUUCGUGAAGCUCUAAAAAAUGAAAUGAAUGUUAUGGUCAAAAGUUCUCCAGUUGAUUUGGUAACUGCUACUGAUCAAAAAGUUGAAAACAUGCUUAUCUCUUCCAUAAAGGAAAAGUAUCCAUCUCACAGUUUCAUUGGUGAGGAAUCUGUGGCAGCUGGGGAGAAAAGUGUCUUAACUGACAACCCUACAUGGAUCAUUGACCCUAUUGAUGGAACAACCAACUUUGUACAUAGAUUUCCUUUUGUAGCAGUUUCGAUUGGCUUUGUUGUAAAUAAAAAGAUGGAAUUUGGAGUUGUGUACAGUUGCGUGGAGGAUAAGAUGUAUACUGGCAGGAAAGGAAAGGGUGCCUUUUGUAAUGGUCAAAAGCUACAGGUUUCACAGCAAGAGGAUAUUACCAAAUCACUCUUGGUGACAGAGUUGGGCUGUUCCAGAACACCAGACACAGUACAAAUUAUUCUUUCUAAUAUGGAAAAGCUUCUUUGCAUUCCCAUUCAUGGGAUCCGAGGUGUUGGAACUGCAGCCAUUAAUAUGUGCCUUGUGGCAACUGGAGUUGCAGAUGCCUAUUAUGAAAUGGGAAUUCACUGCUGGGAUAUGGCAGGAGCUGGCAUUAUUGUUACUGAAGCUGGAGGAGUCCUAAUGGAUGUAACAGGUGGACCAUUUGAUUUGAUGUCACGAAGAAUAAUUGCUGCAGGUAGUAAAACAUUAGCAGAAAGGAUUGCCAAAGAAAUUCAGAUAGUACCAUUUCAAAGAGAUGAUGAAGAUUAAGUACAGCCCCCUCCAUAUUCAGUCACAGUUGCAUCUCCUCAUAUUUGCUGAUGCAUGGAUGGUGUUAAAAAUUUAGAGCAUCUGUUUCACAUGUAUAAUAGGGUUAGUUUAAAUUGUCUUUGGUGUCCAGAUUAAAAUAUUGCAACUUGUUCCAUAUUUUACUAAGAGGAGAUAUGCAAGGAUAGAUGAGGUGUUUCAUUGUUUUUAAAAAUGUUGCACGUAAGAAUGUACUUUGGGAAACAUUAGACAGGCAUUUGAUGAAAUAAUGAACCUAAAUGGUCAAUCGCAAUUUAAAGUUUUUGAGUAUGUAUGAGCCUCUGAAAUUUUGACUUAACUUAUUAUGCACAUAAGCAUUCUUAUUAGAAAGUUAACUUUUUGGAAAAAAAUCUCUUUGGUUCCAAAACCCAUGUUUAAUUCAAUUUGUAAGAAUAUAACAAGUACUUCCUAGACCAACGUAUCUUUGCAGAGGACCUUUUUUUAUACAUGUAGCACUUAGCACAGUAUCUGUCAGCUCCAGGCAAUCCACAUAUAAGUACUGAAAGAAAGAAUAUUUUAAGGUAGCAAUUCCUAGUUAUAACAGAUACUUAAAGUAACGAGCUCACAUGUAUUCUGUAUUAUUACUUAAGGUUUUGAAUGAAAAGUUACCUAGUCUUCCUUUCGUAUUUCACAUGGCCAUUCCUUUUAACAUUUCACUCUGCCAUACCAUUUCAGUUACCAUACCACCAGAUAACAUUCUCAAUUGUGGACAUUUCUACAGUUAAUGUAUUUUCCAAAAAUUGUGUUUGGAUUCCUUUAAAGUCCCUAUGUGAAAGAAAAGAAACUGUUACCAAAAAAGCACUCUAAUCAAGUACUGAUAUAAUUAGGGACAGUAUAACAUUUUACUAAAUUCAAUAUUCAUGUGUUAAAGAUGUCCAGAUUGAUCUGGUUGUGCACAGGAAACCUAGAACCUGGCAAUACUGUACUAUUAACACUGCACUGUUAGUUUCUUUCCAAAUUCCUCAUUUAACUUUGUUGCCACUGGAUUCUUUUCAGCCUUUAAAUAUUCCCUACUAGUCUUUGGCUUAUCGAAUUGCUUAGUCUUAGGCAUGUGAACAGACUGUUAAGUUUUAGUUUAGCUAUGCUCAUGAGAGCCUGUAUUUGAUAAAAUGAAAACUGCAUCUGUGAAGUUUUCAAGAAGGGUUAUUUUAUUGUUGUGCACAUUUGAUUCAUUAAAUAUAAGUGAUACUAAGAUGUAUUAUAAUUCCUAUAUUUGUACUGUUGAUUACAUGCAGUAAAAACAUCUCAUAUUGUAUUAUUCUAAAACAGGUUGAUUUGAGAUUUAAUUUAUUUUGAUUAAGACUAUCAUUAAUAAAAUUUUAAAUAAAAAUAUA
Manis pentadactyla (Chinese pangolin) is the source of this 2529-nucleotide messenger RNA. It is a transcript of the gene IMPA1, whose product is annotated as inositol monophosphatase 1. The transcript is spliced from 9 exons. Gene Ontology annotation, biological process: inositol metabolic process; phosphatidylinositol phosphate biosynthetic process; signal transduction. The record is from RefSeq and is a predicted model, not a curated record. The coding region runs from base 326 to 1159 and encodes 277 amino acids. Lineage: Eukaryota; Metazoa; Chordata; Mammalia; Pholidota; Manidae. Gene Ontology annotation, molecular function: inositol monophosphate 1-phosphatase activity.